AUGGGGAGGUCCAUCACGGAAGUUUACCAGACGGAGGUGCAAGUUUCCCCGUGCAAGCACAUUCAGGCCAGAAAGCAUCACUUUCCUCCCCCCCCCCCACCCUCCCGGACAAGGGCCAUCCCCCAGACUGUGCUCACAAAGCUGGGCACCCAAGGCGAACGCCCAACCACACCCAGCAUCAGCACGCAGCACAGCAACAUGGACCUUUAUGAACGUCCGGACCAGGGCAUGUCAGGCACCGCGCUGCCGAGCUUGUACCAGUACAUUGGUCAGGACACCGAUGAGAUCAGCUUCGAAGUCAAUGACGUCUUUGAACCUGCUCAAAGAAGGUAA
This is a messenger RNA of Knipowitschia caucasica, 333 nucleotides long. The record is from the annotation of a GenBank genome assembly. Lineage: Eukaryota; Metazoa; Chordata; Actinopteri; Gobiiformes; Gobiidae.